CAGAGGAAGAGACAGGAGACACGUGAUGACUUUGGUGUGAUAUUGACGGACUGAAGCUGGAGCCGAGAUGAACACAUUACGAACAGCUUUUUUGCGCUUUAAUGGGGCACAGAGUUUGUGUUGCAGGAAUGGCGCUCCCUCGUCGAUAUUCAGCUGCAGUCAGCUACGCUCUCUCAGUUUUGUCCUGUCGAGGUCAAGACCUGAGCAUAACACUCUGAACCCCAAAGUUGAGGGAGCGUUUCAGCAGCCACUCUGGAACCAUCAGCAGGUCCGCACAGUCAAACGCGGGACAGAAUAUCAGCCCAGCAACAUCAAACGAAAGAGGACCCACGGCUGGAUCAAAAGAAUUAGCACUCCAGGUGGGAUCGAAGUAAUCCUGCGUCGAAUGCUCAAAGGACGAAAAUCUCUCACUCAUUGAGACUGACUGGACAGAUGCUUUGAAGUCAAUCUCUUGAAUGUCAGCUAUGUAGUAGAGCUUUUGGAUUUCUGUUUAAAAUAGUCAUCGAUCUAAGAAAUGAAUGCCACCAAAAGACUUUUUUCAGUGUUCAGUUUAGUGGAUCUAAUCCGAUUUAGGAACAUGUCAAAGGGUUUGAUGUCGGAUCAGAGCAGUUUCUGUUUGUUUCUCGAAUGAUCUCAGUACACACAAUCAAAAAUAAAAUGAAUAAAUAGAAAACA
Molecule: messenger RNA, 675 nt
Organism: Danio aesculapii
Lineage: Eukaryota; Metazoa; Chordata; Actinopteri; Cypriniformes; Danionidae
Gene: mrpl34
Product: mitochondrial ribosomal protein L34
Exons: 2
Coding region: 68-418 (116 amino acids)
Biological process (GO): translation
Cellular component (GO): ribosome; mitochondrial large ribosomal subunit
Molecular function (GO): structural constituent of ribosome
Source: RefSeq, a predicted model, not a curated record